CCAAAUAAUGUAUUGCAGAAUAGUUUUAAUGGUAAUAAGAUUUUUGUGGGGGGGGGGUGCAGGUGCCAGAGAGUGAUAGAGAUGUUACAGGCUUGUUGUGAGAGAUGCAAUAACGAGUCAACACAUUGUGGAUCUGUAGCUGCUCUCUUGAAGCAAAUCAAAAAGUAAUAAACAAACGACUAAACCAAACAGUGGCAUAAGAAGAGACUUGAAGGCACAUUUUUUACUUAUUCUGAUAUGAAUGAAGAUAUCUUCUGUAUAUUUUUGGUCGUCAAGAUAGCUGUGUAAUUCUGUCACUUUUUUUUCUUUUCUUUUUGCUGAAAAUAUAAAUGUUUUCUUAUUUUCGAAA
This is a messenger RNA of Arabidopsis lyrata subsp. lyrata, 349 nucleotides long. RefSeq lists its product as uncharacterized. Lineage: Eukaryota; Viridiplantae; Streptophyta; Magnoliopsida; Brassicales; Brassicaceae. The record is from RefSeq and is a predicted model, not a curated record. The transcript has a single exon. The annotation marks the transcript as partial.